This is a messenger RNA of Parascedosporium putredinis, 489 nucleotides long. Lineage: Eukaryota; Fungi; Ascomycota; Sordariomycetes; Microascales; Microascaceae. The record is from the annotation of a GenBank genome assembly.
AUGGCUGAUGGUUUGGAUGACGAUGUUGUGGGGGUUUCGCCCCCUCCUGAGAUGGAUCUCAUCGAUAGCGAGAUGGAGUCAGCAUAUUGGACUGGUCGCUUUAUGGCGGCAUCGGAUCGGAUUCAGAGCCACACGAUUUUGGGACGCCAAUCCAUUCCCCGAAACGCAGCUGCCAGCACUUUUGACGAGAUGGAAUGUCUGGUGCCCGCAGACCUUGAAUUGAGCCGGCCCUGUACUGAUGGUAGUGGCCUGACGGGAGGCAACGCCAAAGGUUCCAUGGCUACCUUCACAGUUGGCAGCGACAAGACGAUCUGGUCGGACGGGAAGCAAUAUGUUGUCCUCACCGACGAAGAGCGUAUCAAGAGGGCAUUUAGGUAUCUCGAGAAAUGCUGCGUCACACCCGAAGCUCUCAACAGCUUUUACACAUGGCAAGAGCAGUUCGCCAGGUCAGAGGGACAAGAGUGUCUGCUUCCAGUCGGGGAAGCAUGA